This is a messenger RNA of Haplochromis burtoni (Burton's mouthbrooder), 4599 nucleotides long. RefSeq names its product transferrin receptor 1a. The transcript has 18 exons. Gene Ontology annotation, biological process: intracellular iron ion homeostasis; transferrin transport. Gene Ontology annotation, cellular component: external side of plasma membrane. Bases 324 to 2624 code for a protein of 766 amino acids. The record is from RefSeq and is a predicted model, not a curated record. Gene Ontology annotation, molecular function: transferrin receptor activity. Lineage: Eukaryota; Metazoa; Chordata; Actinopteri; Cichliformes; Cichlidae.
UGGAAAGCUGCGCAGAGUAAAAUAUAAACGGUCUGGUUCCACACAGAACGUCAUCUGGGUCCAGAUCCGGACCGCGAUCCGCCCAUUGCCUACUCAAGGGUUAGAAUAAACAAUGUACAUAAAAAUAUUGUCGUUAGAAAAAAUUAGAGGAAGUAUGUUACCACUGAGCGGUGACUCCAAACUCGUGAUCUCGCACUUUCACGCCCAUUUCUUUCCCAACUGCGCUAAAGAUCUUCCUGCCCAGAGAAUUGCGUUCCCCGAUUUAUGAUGCUGACAUCGGGGACAGAGAGGCAACAGUCUGACACAAAUCCUCUGAAGCAGCCAUGGACCAAGCAAGAUCAGCGAUGUCCCAAAUUUUUAACAAUGAACCACACUCCUACACACGAUUCAACUUGCCUGAUAAUAUGGAAGGUGACACCAGCCAGGUGGAGAUGAUACAGUCGUCUGACAUGAAUGAGGAGGUUGGAGAGAAUGGCGACGAAGACCACCUUAGUCACAAGUCAAACCGCCAACCACACGUGGCUCAAAACUUUGAAUGUACAACCAAGAACCUCUGCUUCAUGGCAGCUGCUAUCGUCUUCACAUUUGUCAUUGGCUAUUUGACUGGCUACCUGGUUCAUAAGAAUAAGGAUCUGAAUUGCUCCUGUGCACCUUCUGAAGAUGAUAUUACCCAUGAGACUGGUGCUGUCCCUUUCAUGGACUGGGAUGAUGUGAGAAAACUGCUUGGUGAUAAACUAAAUACAUCCAACUUAGAGAUUGCACUAAGUCAGCUGAACAGCAGCAACCACCGGGCUGGUUCUCCUGGUGAUGAAGAUCUGGGGAACAAGGUGAUAAAAAAGUUUAAGGAGUACGGCAUGAAGACCUGGACUGAUGAGCACUUUGUCAAGGUUCAGGACCCCCCAGCAUCUGGAUACAACAGAAUAGUUUUCAAGAACGGAUCAGAGGAACAUCCAACGGGUUUCCUGUCCUACAGCGCCAGUGGAACAGCAAGGGGUGCAGUGCUGUAUGCCCAUUAUGGACAGGAAGAGGACUUCCAACAGCUGAAGAACAUGAACAUCAACAUGAAUAACAGGGUGAUGCUGAUCAGAGCUGGAAGGAUCAGCUUUGCUGAGAAGGUAGCCAAUGCAGCCAAAGUGAACGCUUCUGCUGUGCUGAUCUACCCAGACCCCAUUGAUUACCCUAUUGGAAAUGAUACUUCACUCUUUGGACAUGUCCACAUGGGCUCUGGGGAUCCCUACACCCCAGGCUUCCCUUCCUUCAACCACACCCAGUUUCCACCUGUGCAGUCUUCAGGCCUGCCACAUAUUUUGGCUCAGACUAUCACAACAGGCAUGGGAACCAAAAUUCUGAGGCAGCUCGGGGGUAGAACUCAGCCAAAUGGUUGGGAGGGCAUCAAUAGACUCGGAGAUGAGAGCGAUGUUAUUACUGUGGAAGUCAACAAUGUCCUUACUGAGAAAAGGAUAAAUAAUGUCUUUGGGGUCAUCAAAGGCUUUGUGGAUGCAGAUCGAUACGUGGUCAUUGGGGCCCAGAGGGAUGCGUGGGGCCCGGGCUUUGCAGCAUCAAGCGUGGGCACCAGCGUCCUCGUAGAGCUGGCGCGUUCCAUCUCUGACAUGGUGGAGAACGAUGGAUUCAAACCGAGGAGGAGCAUGGUGUUUGCCAGUUGGAGUGCGGGAGAGUAUGGGAGUGUUGGCGCCACCGAGUGGUUGGAGGGUUAUUUGUCCUCUCUGAGCAUGAAAGCAGUCGCCUACAUCAACCUGGACGGCAUUGUGACAGGUCAGAAUGGAUUUAAAGUAGCAGCCAGUCCGUUGCUGCACAGCCUGAUCCAAAACACACUGAAAGAGCUGAAUAACGACAAGAACCAGUCUCUUCUUUCUCAGUUUGGAAAGAACAACUGGGAGUCUGCUAUUCUGGAGCCUCUGAGGAUGGACAGUGCUGCGUAUCCUUUCCUCGCCUUCUCCGGCAUUCCCUCAGUCGCUUUCAGAUUCCACUCUGGAAGUUCAGUGAGUGAAUUCUUCUGUACUACAAUGGACACCCGAGAAAACCUGAACUCUGUCACAGCCAGCCAGGUUCCUCAGCUGGCUGUGAGAGCGGGCCAGUUUGCAGGUCACAUAGCGCUGAGGCUGGUCCAUGACCACCUGCUGCAGAUGGACCUGAAGAAGUACAACCAGCUCAUACGCAGCCACGUGGUUCAGAUUAAUGCAAGGGUCAAGGCUGUUCAGAGGUUGCAGCCCCAGCUGUUGCCCAAGACCCUGACUGGGCAGUGGUUGGUCAUGGCCUCUGGCUCCUACAACCGUGUCUCUAACAUAUUGACAGCUGACAUCCAAAACAGCGACCUGGAAAACGUGGAGAUGUGCCGCAUGAUCAAUGACCGCAUCAUGACGGUGGAAAGGAACUUCCUGUCACCCUACGUUUCUCCGAUAGACAGCCCCUUUCGCCACAUCCUGCUGGGCUCCGGCCCCCACACCCUCAAAGCCCUGACCAACCACCUCGACGCUCUGAAGUCUGCCAGCCCAGAGGCCAACGCCGAGCUGUUCCGCAACAAGCUUGCCCAGGCGACCUGGACCAUUCAGGCCUGUGCCAACUCCCUAGCAGGGGACAUCUGGUCUCUGGAUAAUGAAAUCUAGAAAAGUCCUUUGCCCUCCCUUGUUCAUGGCUUGGCCCUCUUAUUACAACAGGCGGUGUGACAGCCAGUAUGAUGGUGUGAUUAACAGACAGUUUUUUAAUGGAUUUCCACAAAGUCAUCACAUCUGUUCCAGUGUUAAUUUUCCUUUUUCUAAAAUUUUCCAUAAAACCAAUAUAUGAUAUGUCAUGAUAGAAAAUAUGUGAGCCUUCCGCUUAAAAAAACUUGCACAAAGAAAAAAACAAAUCUUGAAUUUGAACCUGUGGUAUUUUAAAUAUCACGAUCUUCAAUACUUUGGCCCUCAUCAUGUCAUGCCAAUAUCAUAGCUACAAGCCACUGAGCACAGAUGGUUGGUGUGCCAGUGGUUGGAAAGUGGUCCUGCCAUCUGAAUCCAAAGACGCUUCUGAGGCACCGCGUGUUGAACGAGUUGAGUCGUCUCAUUUAGGUGAUCCAGGUUUCACGUCCAUACAGUAAGGGGCUGUUGACACAGGGCUGCUACACUUUGAUCUUUGUGUGGUCAGUCAGCACUUUAUUUUUACACACCCUGCAGGACAAUAAGGCCACGAUAGUGUUUACCUUCCUGAGUCAUCAACUGAGUUCCAUAUUAAGUGAGAGGGUAGUGUUGAUGGUAGAACCCAGGAAAGUUAUUUUAACUGCACGGGUGCAGAUAUUCAUAGUGAUGGAGGGAGGGGUGAGGCACAGAUGUUCAUCUUUUUUCUGGCUAACAAUGAGCCCAAACUACUUACUCAAAGAUUAGAGGAUGCUCGUCAGUCUCUGGAGGAUAGCCUCAGUGUGGGCCACGAGGGUAAAGAGCAUCUCCCUGAUUAAGUACUAUCCUGACUUUGGUCUUCAAGCACAGAAAACAGCAAAUGUGACUAUGACUUUGACCUUUUUGGGUAAGGACUAAUUAGGAUCUCAUUGUGUGCAUAUUUAGCUAAAAAAAUGACAAAUACUGUAGGAGGAGUAGCGAUUAUUGAUUAUGAAAGGAUGGACGGACAAUGUAUACCUCUGGCUUAAGCUUAUCCUUUGUCCUAUACCAUGGAGAACAUCAGUCCUUUGGCUGGAUGAAAUAAAAAUGUAAAAUAACCAUCACAAUAUCACUUUAGCAAAAGCAUCCCAGAGUACCUGAUAUUAAAAUCAGAGGCCAGAGCUUUUUCAUGUGAUGGAUCAUCUAAAGAAGCACAGUUUCUGAACCAUCGUUUCAGGUCAUAAAAAUUCACUAUCAUUACCAGCUGUUGCUAAUGUCUGGAUUAGCUGGGAUGUCUUCUUGUCCAAUAUUGUCUGGAAAACUUUAAGCUAACUGCAGUGGUUUCAUCCUGAUUUGUUUGAAAAAAUAAUAAAGGUGGCACCUCACUCUUCUCUUUUUAUUGCAUUUGUUAAACCUGCUUCUGCUUGUUUCACCUUAAAGUACUGCAAUUUUAGCUAAAAUUGGAAGAGACCACUAGCCUCAACAGUGUAGGGGAGUAGGGCACGUGAAGUAAUGACUACUGUAUUCUACCAAAGAUACGAUUUUACGACAAAAAAUGCACUUAUUUGGGUACAUAUAUGGUUUCAAGGUGUAAGGUUUAAGAGCCCAUUUCAUCCGGCCCAGCUGAUCUGUUCCAUCUUCAAGCUCUACUAUUGAAGGAAUUUUGGCUUUAAAGAAAGGAGUGUUACAAACACUUACCAUGGCCACAGCAUUGUGGUCCAGUAUUAUUUCCAUAACUAAUCACCACUCUACACUGUGGAUUUAGUUUGAAUGAAUAAAACUACAUUUUACCUUUUGAUGAAUUUGUUGAGAUUUCCUUUGUUCCUUUUUUUUGUUUCAUGUCUCCAAUGGAGAGCCGAGCUUCUGUAUGCUGAAAGAGGUUCAGAUAAUUUUCUUGUUUUCUGUUAAAAUCAAAAGUUGGUGAACUUGGAAAAAAAACGUAAAAUUCCUUUGUGCUUGCAAAUUGUUAAAAUAUUCAGCUAAAAAAAACAAAUAAACUGUGAACACAUUU